ACUCCCCCUUCUUUUCCUCUUUUCAAGGGUUAGGGUUCUUGAACUUGACGAGCUCGAAGUCGAUCUCUGAAAAUGGCGGACGAAGCAAAUCGAGUGGCGUUUAUUGAGAUCCAAAGCCGUAUGAUCGAGACUACCGGGAAGCUAAAGCAGGUACAAAAUCAGAUUCGUGCUAAAGAAGGUGAAAAGAAGCGUGCCUACCUAACAAUGGAAGAACUUCGGCAGCUAUCAGAUGAUACAAAUACCUACAAGUCCAUUGGUAAAGCGUUUGUUUUGGAACCAAAAUCACUUAUGCUGAAUGAGCAAGAGCAGAAAUACAAAGACAGUGAGACUGCCAUAACUUCUUUGCAGACCUCGAAAGAGUACCUGGAGAAGCAAAUGGCCGAGGUGGAGAACAACCUGAGAGAGUUGCUUCAGCAAGACCCAGGUCUUGCACAUCAGAUUAUGUCCAUGUCUGUGAUGUAAAAGGGUAUUGUAUGUUGGGAUUACUUGGAAGUCUUCCUUUGUCGAAUGAUUUUGAAAUGUAAUUGUGUACUUUGCAUUUAUCAUCCUCAUUUAGUGUCGACUGACUCUAUUUAAACUGUU
This is a messenger RNA of Musa acuminata subsp. malaccensis (wild Malaysian banana), 582 nucleotides long. Its product is annotated as prefoldin subunit 1. Gene Ontology annotation, biological process: protein folding. The record is from RefSeq and is a predicted model, not a curated record. Gene Ontology annotation, cellular component: prefoldin complex; cytoplasm. NCBI's taxonomy places the organism in Eukaryota, Viridiplantae, Streptophyta, Magnoliopsida, Zingiberales, Musaceae. Gene Ontology annotation, molecular function: protein folding chaperone.